UGCAGAUAGAUGACCAGGUCCAGGAGCCGAGAGGGUCGAGUGUGGCUGAGACUGAUAAGCAGCAAACGCCUGGUUUCCCGGCGGCUCUGAGGCCUUCGCACAGGGAACUGCACCCCCAGACAGCGAUUGAAGAUAAAAGCUUCUUGGGGAGCCAAAUAGCCAGAAGCACCUGUGCUGCAAGGGUGAAUGUGCAGGAUGAAGACUGCAGAGAGCGAGGUCCCUGAUGUGCACUUCUCUGUAGAUAAACAGAACAUCUCUCUCUGGCCCCGAGAGCCUCCUCCCCAGACGGGUUCGUCUCUGGUUCUGAGGAAAACGUGCACAGUCCGUGCUGCUGUAAUCGUCCUGACGCUGGUCCUGCUUGCCUCUGUCCUGCUGCAGGCCAUUCUCUAUCCGUGGUUUAUGAACACACUAUCAGAUGUAAAGACCAGUGCCCAGUUGCUGAACGGUCGUGUGGACAACAUCAGCACCCUGAGUUCUGAAAUUAAGAGGAACAGAGGUGGCGUGGAGGCAGCUGGCAUUCAGGUCCAGAUGGUGAAUGCUAGCCUCGAUCAUGUGCAUUCUCAUAUCCGGAGGUUGGAAGCUGGUGUGAAAACAGCCAAUGCACAGAUCCAGAUAUUAACUAAAAGUUGGGAGGACAUCUAUAAUUUAAAUGCCCAAAUCCCAGAGUUAAAAAGAGAUUUGGAUAAAGCCAGUGCUUUAAAUCAGAAGGUCCGGGGACUCCAGAGCAGUUUGGAGAAUAUCAGAAAGUUGCUCGAACAGCAAAAUGACAUUCUACAGAUGGUUUCUCAAGGCUGGAAGCACUUCGGGGGGAACUUCUAUUACUUUUCUCGUGUCUCAAAGACCUGGUACAGUGCCCAGCAGUUCUGUAGAUCCAGGGAUUCACACCUGACUUCAGUGACUUCAGUGAGUGAACAGGAGUUUCUGUACAAAACAGCUGGUGGACUUGUCCACUGGAUUGGCCUGACCAAAGCAGGGAGUGAGGGGGACUGGAAAUGGGUGGAUGAUACUCCAUUCAACAAGGCCUUGAGUAUGAGGUUCUGGAUUCCAGGUGAGCCCAACAAUACUGGGAACAAUGAACACUGUGCCAAUAUGAACAGGUACUCGCUUCAGUCAUGGAAUGAUGCCUCCUGUGACAAAACGUUCCUUUUCAUCUGUAAACGGCCCUCUAAGCCAUCAGAACCAUGACAGGACUGGCCCCCAAGCUGGUACUUUGAGCUCCAGUGCUUGACGAACUCGAGGAAAUGCUGCUCUGUCCUCCAUACUCCUGGGUGACUUUGCAUCUUAAUUUUCCUUGCUUCAAAAUUGUCCCAAAGGCAUCCUGGAAUCUGUCUGCCUUGGCUCGGAGUUCUCCGCCCCUACAGAGGUAGCUGGAAUGGAAAGGCGAUCUUGGGUCAAAAUGGGAGGGGAGUGUGGAGAGGAUUUAGAAACUAAAACUGCCUCAGCAAGGUGGAUCAGGACUCAUAAUUUGGGGCAAUACCCUGGGAUUUCUUGUACCUUCAGAGAAGCCUCAGUUUCACCUCAUGAAAUUUGCUUCAGACGUCCAAGCAAUUCUGAUUGCAUACUCAGCGCUUUUCUGGUUGAUUCCCCCCAAAUUCCCAGUUGUCCAUGUUCUCAGUGGGAAGAGCUCUGCUCUUGGUGAUUCUGUCCGUGCCACGUCCUUAUCAUCCUCUUCAUCUGCAUCCUCUGAGGUCUGAACCUCUUCUUCACCUGGACGGGAUCAACUGGUUCAGAUCAGAGUCUGACAUGGAAACGUGUCUCAUUUUAGAGCUGGACCAACAUCCGGGCUCUUUCUCCUUUCCCCACACUCGUAAACUCUGAGGCCCAGCCACCUUCCCACCCCCAGCCUCACCGCCUUGCACCUCCUCUUUCUUUUUCAUUUCUCCUCUUCCCAUGCCCUGUGCAGAGGA
This is a messenger RNA of Hipposideros armiger (great roundleaf bat), 1907 nucleotides long. It is a transcript of the gene CD207, whose product is annotated as CD207 molecule. The record is from RefSeq and is a predicted model, not a curated record. Bases 187 to 1185 code for a protein of 332 amino acids. Lineage: Eukaryota; Metazoa; Chordata; Mammalia; Chiroptera; Hipposideridae. The transcript has 7 exons.